GUGGGCGGAUAGCGCGAUAGCACUUUGCGACUCCCAAAAAAAGGCGGCCCGCCGUAAUUGUCAGUCACCAAACCUGUCGUCAUUCUCUCCCACCCGCCCACCGCGAACAGCAAGCCGGCAGCACCACCCCUCAGACAUGUCUUUUGCGCGGUCCAGUCGAUCACUGGUCUGCCUCGGCUGCCAAUGGCGGACAUUCAUGUCCUCCACCAGGCUCUUGGCCGAGCCCGCCAGGAAGUCCGCCGCUGGCGCCGCUGCAGCACCAGCAGCCACCCGCACGGCCGGCAACAUCACGACAGAGAGAUCGGCCAGCGCGACAACGGACAAGCCGCCGAAAACCACACCAGACAGCGCCGCCGCCGCCGCCGCCGCAGCGCCCGGGACUUCCUCAUUACAACGCCCGCCACGGCCCAUCGCCCCCGCCACGUUUGAAGACGCGCCGCGAUCGUACGGAAAGCGAGUCGAGACUUUCGAGCCCAAGCCCUUGCCCCGGCCGAUCGGCUUGCCCUACCCGCCGGUGCCGGGCGAGAACACGGGCAUCGACAACCGGUCCCUCAAGGAGCGCCGCGACGACUUUGUCGACUACGACAAGCAUCUGCAGCGGCGGCAGGAACUGAAGAGCAAAAUGGCCCGCCCUUACUUCCGCGACUGGGGCAACCUGCAGUUCAGCAAGGGCAAGACCUUCAUCGCCCCGCCCCGCCCGUUCCGCGCCGACGUGUCGCUCUUCUUCCCCAACCUGUACGGCGAGACCCUGCUCAAGACGGACCGCCGGCCGCGCGACACCACCCCUUGCCUAGAGGGCAAGGUCUCGGUCGUGAGCGUGUACAGCGGCGUCUGGGGCGAGACGCAGGCCCGGUCGUUCACGGGUGCCAAGGAGAACCCGGCGCUGGCCAAGAUCCUCCUCGCGGAGAACAGCAGCAACAAAAGUAAUGCUGCCGCGGCCGCCGGUGGUAGCGAUAGCGGUAGUGGUGGUAGUAAUACCCUGCAGCUCGUCAACAUCAACAUCGAGGAGGACACGCUCAAGUACUGGCUCAUCCGGCUCUUCAUGUCCGGCCUGCGCUCCCGCAUCCCGCAGGCAGACUGGGACAAGUACUUUGUCGUGCGGAGAGGGAUCACCGACGAGAUCCGCGAGAGCCUGGGCCUGCUCAACAGCAAGGUCGGCUACGUGUACCUCGUGGACCGCGAGUGCCGGAUCCGCUGGGCGGGCAGCGCCGACGCCGAGGAGCACGAGCGCGAGGGCCUGGCCAGGAGCGUGCAGCGGCUACUGGAGGAGGCGGGCAAGGCAUAAUCGUCGUCGUCG
Molecule: messenger RNA, 1297 nt
Organism: Microdochium trichocladiopsis
Lineage: Eukaryota; Fungi; Ascomycota; Sordariomycetes; Xylariales; Microdochiaceae
Product: ATP10 protein-domain-containing protein
Exons: 2
Coding region: 137-1285 (382 amino acids)
Biological process (GO): mitochondrial proton-transporting ATP synthase complex assembly
Cellular component (GO): mitochondrial inner membrane
Source: RefSeq, a predicted model, not a curated record